This is a messenger RNA of Penicillium bovifimosum, 366 nucleotides long. RefSeq lists its product as uncharacterized. The coding region runs from base 1 to 366 and encodes 121 amino acids. Lineage: Eukaryota; Fungi; Ascomycota; Eurotiomycetes; Eurotiales; Aspergillaceae. The record is from RefSeq and is a predicted model, not a curated record. The transcript is spliced from 2 exons.
AUGCCGCCGCCGAGUUCCUAUGAUGACACGUCUUGUAGCGGAGCCACGCUGGGCUCUCAGGAUUCGGAGCCCCAGGAUGUCCUAGACUCAGAACUUGACUCCGAUUAUGUCCCUUCGGAGAUGAGCGAAGAUCGAGCAUUCCUAGCUUCCGAUACAGAAGAGCUCUCUUACGUCUCAGAUGACAGUUACAAUAUGGAGGAUCCUGUAAUGAGCAUGAUAUACGACUAUUCGACCCAUGGGGAUCGAAAGAUACCGAGCCUCGAGAAGAAACCCAUCAAAGCGAUAGCAAAACGAGAAAUUACUCGAAACGGUCAGCUAAAGACUGAGUAUCUAGUCCUCUGGUGCUCUUGGGAAAGCUUGAAUUAG